Messenger RNA from Acanthosepion pharaonis, 963 nucleotides. NCBI's taxonomy places the organism in Eukaryota, Metazoa, Mollusca, Cephalopoda, Sepiida, Sepiidae. The record is from the annotation of a GenBank genome assembly.
AUGGGCUACAAAGCAACUUCAUUACUUUGCAUGCCAAUCAGAAACGCCGGAGACGAGAUAGUAGGAGUCGCUCAAAUCAUCAAUAAACGUGGAGAAGGCGAAAACAACUUAUUCACAAAGGACGAUGAAAGGCCUUAUCUAUCUAUCUAUCUAUCUAUCUAUCUAUCUAUCUAUCUAUCUAUAACAGUCGUUCAUCUCUGUCUCUGUCUCUCUCUAUCUAUCUCAAUCUGUUCAUAUCUAUUUAUCUAUCUCAGCCUGUUCAUAUCUAUCUAUCUAUCUAUCUAUCUAUCUAUCUCAUUCUGUUCACAUCAGGUCAUAUCUAUCUAUCUAUCUAUCUAUCUAUCUAUCUAUCUAUCUAUCUCCGCUAUUCACAUCUAUCUAUUAGUGUACGUGUGGGAGGGGGUGUCUUUUUUUACCUUUCUUCUUCUUUUGGUUGCUAUCGUUUUUUACUCCUUUCUUUCUCUUUCGCGUCAUUUUUCCUCAUUUUUUUUCUUUCCUUUUCUUCCUUUUCACAUUAGACAUUUUCGUUCUCCUUUGUUCUUUUUUCAUUACUCCUUUUUUCUUUCAUUUUCUUUAUUCCUUUGCUUCUUUUGUUUUCUUGUUCUUUACCACCUUUCUUUCUUUUUCUUUAUUCCUUUUCUUUCUUUUUCUUUAUUCCUUUUCUUUCUUUUUCUUUAUUUCUUUUCUUUCUUUUUCUUUAUUCCUUUUCUUUCUUUUUCUUUAUUCCUUUUCUUUUCCUCCUGCUUUCUUUUUCUUUACUCACUUUCUUUUUUUCGUUAUUUCUUUUCUUCAUUUAUUUUCUUUCGUUUUCUUUACACCUUUUCUUUCUCCGUUUUCGAUUUAUUUUCCUCGUUUCUUUUCUUUCUUUCUCUCUUUCUUCCUUUCUUUGUCGUCUUAAAUUUUGACUACAUUUUUUCUUUUUCUUUUCUUUUCUUUUCUUUCUUUCUUUCUUUGUCGUCCUAA